AUGGCGCCCAUCAGGUUGGGGGUGAUUGGACUUUCUUCGGAAGGUUCUUGGGCCGCAGGAUCUCAUCUGCCAUAUCUGCUGGGGUCGUCGCAUUACCAGAUCACAGCUCUUCAAAACAGCAGCAGGGCUUCUGCUGAGAAAGCCGUCCAGAAGUACAAUCUCCCCGGAGAUGUCGCCUGCUACGGCGAUGUGGAAUCUCUCGUGCGCGAUCCGAAUGUCGACUUGAUCGUUGUUUCCGUAAAGACCCCAACUCAUUAUGGAUUAGCGAGGCCCGCGAUUGAGGCCAAAAAGGACGUUUUCGUCGAGUGGCCCCUCGGUGCAAACGUCAGAGAGGCAGAGGAGCUCACGUCGCUUGCAAAGUCGCACAAUGUGAAGACCAUGAUCGGGCUUCAGGCACGGCAGAAUCCAAGCAUCCGCAAGGCGAAAGAAAUGGUGGCUGCAGGUCAAUUGGGUGAAAUUCUGGGGACGACGAUGGUCGGGUCCGGCGUGAUAAUGGGUCGAGCAACGCCCGCGCCUCUUGAGUACGAACUGUCCAUCGAAUCAGGAGCAAACCUCGUCACCAUCCCUGCAAUGCAUGCAAUCGAUGCACUUUGCUUUGUGCUUGGAGAGUUCCAAGAUUUACAAGCCACCCUGGCUAAUCACCGACCAAAGAUGCCCAUCAUUGAUCCGGCUACCGGCAAGGUGCAAAGAUUGGCCGACAAAACCUGCCACGAUCAUAUGAGCCUGACAGGGACAUUGAUCCGUGGAGCUGUGGCAUCUGUCGUGUACCAGGGCGGUCACUCUUUGACGAGCAAGGACUUUUACUGGGAAAUCAACGGAAUCAAAGGCAGCCUGAUUCUAGAAGCACCCAGUGGGCUUGUCGAGAUGUUCCACCCAUCCCUGAAGUUCGUGAGGGCAGAAGAGCAGGAAUCGUUCAAAUUUUUCGACGAUGGAAAAGGCCCACAACCGGAGGAGGUCAAGGUGGAGGUCGCCUCUGACUUUUCGUAUAACGUUGGCCAGGCUUGGGACGCGUUCGCCGGUGCUGGGUCUGGAACCGUCACUACUUUUGAAGAUGCCUUGGUCAGACACAAAAUGAUCGAGGCGAUAUACAGAAGCAGUGAGAAGGGGACCAGGGAGACGUACAUCUAG
Molecule: messenger RNA, 1128 nt
Organism: Fonsecaea multimorphosa CBS 102226
Lineage: Eukaryota; Fungi; Ascomycota; Eurotiomycetes; Chaetothyriales; Herpotrichiellaceae
Exons: 3
Coding region: 1-1128 (375 amino acids)
Molecular function (GO): nucleotide binding
Source: RefSeq, a predicted model, not a curated record